AUGGUCGGACUCUUCCCCAACACCACGGCCUUGUGCCAGGCUUUCACGCCUACCUCACCGUACUACAAGCCAGCACCCAAACCCGUUGAGAAGCCUGAGAGGCGCCGAUACUUCUCCUCAUGGAGUGCUGCGGAUACGGCAAAAGGGAAAGCCAUUGAGUUGUCCGAGGCAGCACAGAAAGAAUACGAAAAGGCCAGCGCGAAGGCUCAAGCUAAAGCUGGCGGCAUCGAGCUCUACUCGGCCAAAUACUACGCAGCAUGUACUGUUGGAGGUAUUCUGGCAUGUGGUACGACUCAUGCCGCAGUCACUCCUCUCGAUCUUGUCAAAUGUCGUCGUCAGGUCGACUCCAAGCUUUACAAGGGCAACUUUCAGGCCUGGAGUACUAUCGCACGGACCGAAGGCGCCCGUGGCAUCUUCACUGGUUUCGGCCCCACCUUUGUUGGUUACUCGGUGCAGGGCGCCGGCAAAUACGGCUUCUACGAAUACUUCAAGCACCUUUACACCGAGCUCGCUGGCGAGGAAAAUGCCAAACAGUACAAGACCGUCCUCUAUCUGACUGCCUCUGCGUCGGCCGAAUUCAUUGCCGAUGUUGGUCUCUGCCCGUUCGAAGCUGUCAAGGUGCGCAUGCAGACGACGAUGCCACCCGCAUUCUCCGGCACAUUCCAAGGGAUUUCUUCAAUCACCGCUGCAGAGGGAUGGGGCGGGUUAUACAAAGGUCUCUACCCUCUCUGGGGCAGACAGAUCCCCUAUACGAUGAUGAAAUUCGCGUCUUUUGAGAACAUUGUUGCGGCCAUCUACAACUACCUGCCGGGAUCCAAGUCAGAUUACGGCAAGGGCGCUCAGACCGGUGUGGCCUUCGUUGGUGGUUAUCUCGCCGGUAUUCUCUGUGCUAUUGUCUCGCAUCCCGCCGAUGUCAUGGUCAGCAAACUCAAUGCCGAACGCGCUCCUGGUGAGAGCUUCGGUGGCGCCAUGAGCCGAAUCUAUUCCAAGAUUGGGUUCUCUGGUCUCUGGAACGGUCUCCCAGUGAGAAUUGUCAUGAUCGGAACAUUGACCGGAUUGCAAUGGAUGAUAUACGACUCGUUCAAGAUCUUCAUGGGUCUACCAACGACUGGAGGCGCUGAGGAGAAGAAGGAGACUGCAAAGGCGUGA
Messenger RNA from Cladophialophora yegresii CBS 114405, 1149 nucleotides. RefSeq lists its product as uncharacterized. Lineage: Eukaryota; Fungi; Ascomycota; Eurotiomycetes; Chaetothyriales; Herpotrichiellaceae. The coding region runs from base 1 to 1149 and encodes 382 amino acids. The record is from RefSeq and is a predicted model, not a curated record. The transcript has 4 exons. Gene Ontology annotation, cellular component: mitochondrial inner membrane. Gene Ontology annotation, molecular function: phosphate transmembrane transporter activity. Gene Ontology annotation, biological process: mitochondrial phosphate ion transmembrane transport.